AGCCGGGAAAAGCUGCUGGCAUCAUCAAGCUGGCCUCGAGCUAGGGUCUCGCGUGAGGUCUCGAGCCCGAGCCUGUGCCGGCGCUACCGUUCCGAAAGGCGAGGAAGAAAAGAAAGAAAAUAUCGUCGGCUGUAUCGGCGAGGGAGGCGGACGGCAGCUGCACAGCUGCGAUGCUCGUCAGUGCUGAUGCUCGACGGUGAGGACCGGCUUGACGCUGUCGUCACUGCAGGGAAGCCCGUCGCCGGUGAAGCACUUGGGAGGCCGCGCGGUUCGGAUCGUCUUGACAGAUAGGUCGUGAGGGCUCGACGACACGCUCCAAGAUGAAGAUCGAGAACCUGCUAGUGCGACAACUCAUCAACGAGUUCCUCGGAACGCUGGUGCUGAUUUUAAUCGGCGAUUCCGUCUUGGCCGUCAUCAUCGCGGGUGAGAACGAGUCAAUCGCCGCUGUCGUGGGACCCCUGGGCUGGGGCGUUGCAAUCUACGUGGCCGUCCAGAUCGCCGGAGGAGUCACAGCACACCUUAACCCUGCCGUAACGCUGGGCCUGGCGUCGGUGCGCAAGUUCCCGAUCGCCAAGGUGCCACUCUACUUCGCGGCACAGUACCUGGGCGCCUUCGUCGGCGCGGCUCUCGUCUUCGUCACGUACAAAGAUUGCAUCGAGCAUUUCGAUCAGGGAGUCCGCGCAGUGGUUGGAAAGAAGGCUACGGCUGCAAUAUUCGCUACUUACCCGAGAGAACACGUCUCCACUUUGACCUGCUUCAUCGAUCAGGUCAUCUCCACGGGCAUACUCAUGCUGACCGCGGAGGCGAUCGGAGACCCCCGCAACUUCGGCGGGAUUCCCGUUGCCAUGCACCCAAUCUGCCUGGGCCUCAUGAUCAUGGCUCUCAUCUUCAGCUUCGCCUACAACUGCAUGUGCCCGCUCAACCCCGCCAGGGACGUUGGACCACGGCUGUUCACACUCAUGGCCGGAUGGGGACCCGAGACGUUCACUCUCCGCGGCUGGAACUACGUGUGGGUUCCCGUGCUCGGCCCUCACAUCGGCGCCAUCUUGGGUGCGUGGCUGUACAAGUUGGCUAUCGCGGACCACUGGCCCGACAUCAAGCCGAAGCCAACAACCUCAACUAACGGGGAGUCGACGACCGGGAGAUCGAGACCCGCGGACUGUUGGCCCAUGCGCAAGGUGUCCACUUCUAGGGUGGUGGGCAGCCCAGACGGCAAGGAGGCCAAGGAAGAGCUGGUGGAGACGCUGUACAAGGUCGACGGCGACAAGCUGGUGAUCGAGCUGGAGCCGACGCAGCACCAGAAGCUGUGAAACCUCGUGCGUGCCUCCGCUCUGCAGUGCCGCCGAAGUUGCGCCGAACGGCCAGCGCUACGCCUUUGUCGGUCCACGUGGGCCAGCAGGUGUCGCUUCGAUGGCGGUGUUCCUCCCUUCUAGACACAACGCAAGCCGUUCACCCCCUUUUGUACUCAUACGACCUAUCCUUCCGAACGACCCCUGGCGGCCCUGGUCACGAAGAGCUACUCCCGUGAACUGACGGUGGCACGGAAAACUGAAAAGGCAUUUCAGUUACGCCAGAGGGGUCGUCGAGACCGCUGGUCCCGCACAUGUCACAAGGCCUUUUCAGCGGGUAUUUUGAGCGUUGGGAGCCCUACGUGACACAAGACUACCGCGGACGCUUCCAAACGAAAGCGCCAGGGGCCGGAAGGUAGAAACGCUUUCGGAAUAAAAAGGGAAUAAACCAGGUAAAGCGCUGCAGGUAGGUUGGCCGACGUCUCUACAGGUGUUUUUCAAAGGUGGCCUCAUCAUCUUUGGAAUUAGUUUUACGUGAUGACCGUAGUGAGGUCACGUGGUGUCACCUGACGUGAGUCAGUGGCGCAAUACGCCAGCAACUCAACCCUCCCCCCCCCCCCCCUCGAGAAUCUUGAUUUGCAGAUUGGCGCAGCCUCCAGUGAAACGACGUGACGUAGCUCCACUAGCAAGAUAUAACACGCCAAGGAUAACAAGGCUGCGUUCGUCGAAGAUGGGGUUCGCCUAUGGAAAUAUUGACCAGCUUGUUUGUGGCGCCUUCACCCUGGUUCAUCCUUCUUUAUAUAGAUACCAUGCGUGCGCACAUACUUGCUUAAAGACGGUCUGUUUUUCCAGUCUGACUGGAAAAGACACAGCGAAAAUAAAGUUCCUCCGGAGGACUGAAGCACACCGGCAAUGUCUGCGGACAUGGUUUAUGAACUACAGCGCCUGACAAAUCACGCGUGAGCUUUAUAGGUGCGAAAUGCCGAUGCAUAUUUGUAUUUGUAAUACGUCAGCUCAGGGCAUUUCGCUUCUCGGUGAAUAUUGCGGUUUUUUUUGUUUUCUUUUUUUACGGCACGCGAGAUAGGCACAGUUGCCAUGCAAUUUGUUGCGGAGUGAGUGGGCUGCCUAUAGAGUUCAACAGGAUAACUUGACUGAAGAGAGAUGAAGGUUCUGCAGGCGUACGUUGAGAACUUUGUGACUACUCCAACUUGGCAGUAGUCAAGCAGAGCUCGAACUCCGGACAAAGCAAUGCUACCAGUGAACAUAGAAAGCGUAUACAGAACAACCACGACUGCAUUUUGCGAAAUAAAAAGAACAUCGCGGGAGACUAAGUAAAAUUCAGCAAUAUUUUGGAUAAGCGAGGUCCUGCUCAAAAUUAAAAUUAGCUCAUUGACACAAUAUAUAGGAGUAAAAUUUUCUAAAAAAUGAUGCCGAUGCCACUCUGACCAACAAUUCUGAUGGAAAAGCCGAUUCACAGCACCAUUUGCCUAUGUACGCUGCAAUAUAAAUAAUAAGUAAUACACGUAAACCUGGCUUAAAUUCUGUAUAAAUUUGCCAAAGCAAAGGGCAGAAGACGUGCAGGCCUAGGUACAGUUAUACCUCGGUUCCGUGCUUCCUAUAUUAUCGACAGUGUCAGGUUGGCUUCCACGCGUGAGCGGAGGAAACGGUUGCCCAGAAUGCGAAUAAAUCGAAGCGGUCACUUCGCAAAGCGCAAUAAUAAUGCUCAUAGACUUGUAUCGUUUGACGUUCUCCGAUUUCUGUAAAUUAACAUUUAUGCGAGAGCAAUGAAAGUUUCGCACAUAAAUAAGUUGUUAUCAGGGAAAUAAGUGAGAAAGGAUCGUGCUCAAGCAAACUACAGUUUCUCAAUAAUCUGCAAUAGUUACAUUAUUGAAGUACAGUCUGUCGACAAAGUUCUAUCGACAGUGAGGUUAAGAGGUUAAUAGGCAGCGCAAUCCGAGCUAUACUGCAGAACAGUGAGGUGUCACUGAUAUACAUAAAUAACGUUUGUUGUCAAAGAAAGAGAAAAAUGCCAUGCGAGCGCUGGCUCUUUCAAGGUUAUGAUAAGCCUCGCUGUCAAGAGAAUAAGUGCCAAAUCAUUUCGCGAGAGUAGGUGAUAAUGAAUGUCGUCCAAAUGAAACAGACUUGGACAGUGAGAUCAGGUUCUGUUUAACCAGACCCGAAUUAGUGCAUCGAAAUGAAGCAUGCAACACCAGACACAAUGUUAACUGUGCUAUAUUUUCCCCUUAAUUGUUUCAUAAGAAAUAUGGACUGCAUUUAUAUAUGUAUAUAUCACUUGCAUUUGUAUCAAUAUAAAUUUUGAGUGCACCCUACAUGAAUGGGCUGUCCUGUGCUUCAUUUGGACGACGCCGGUUGCACAAUGUGCGUAUGGUGUUCACUUGGAAAGCUGAAGAGAGUGUAGACUGCUAGUGCGUUCCACCUGACGUUCCUUGAACUGUAACUGCGGGAAGUAAAUGCGGACGGCGCAAGAACACCAGCAUGCAGACAUCCGAAGCCACUUUACGAAAGCUUUUUCGUACGUAAGAUCGACGCAUCGUUCCGCUGACGCCUUCACUUUCGUUUACUUGGCUGUCGAGGCGGACCUCGUGAGGCGAUCUUACGCACGAACAUCUCUGUGUGUUUGGCCCUUGACUUAAGUGCUUGUAUGAGUGUUAUGAAGCAUGUAUUAUGCGUGCGAUGAUGUUUGUGUCUUAGUGACGUCAUCACGAAGGCUUAUAGUGUCGUUAAACAUGAGCUUCGAGUUUGUUCACUCGUGUCUACCUACAGUGAGACAGCGCAAGGUGCAGGGCGACGAGACUCGACAGACUUUCCGUGCGUUCGCGUCCUUGUUGUUGACGAUUUAGCUUCGUCAUAAAGCGUUUCGCUUGUUUUGGUUCGCAAGCGUCGCGGAUUUUGUCGAGCCUAUCGUUAUGUGCAGCGCCUGCUACUUUGAAUUUAUAGUAUGCUUACCUUCUCUUUUCUGGACGACAAACCGAUGAAUGAGCCGUCGCUGGUGAUGCUCAUGUGCUGUUGUAUCAAAGUGUUGUUACUGGUGGUGGUUGUAGCGCCUAUUUUUGCUGACACCAAUUCUUUGUAAAACCACGUAAUAAAACUGUCUGCCAACGAAUAAGAGAGAACCUGUCAA
Molecule: messenger RNA, 4431 nt
Organism: Dermacentor albipictus
Lineage: Eukaryota; Metazoa; Arthropoda; Arachnida; Ixodida; Ixodidae
Product: aquaporin-9-like
Biological process (GO): water transport; glycerol transmembrane transport
Cellular component (GO): plasma membrane; basolateral plasma membrane
Molecular function (GO): glycerol channel activity; water channel activity
Source: RefSeq, a predicted model, not a curated record